AUUGUAGAAAAUAAUAAUAUUGUAUCAUCUGGUGAACUGGAAAACAAAAUGGAAGAAAAUGGGCAUAAAGAGCAUCUCAUAGUGAAGCAUAGGGAGGAGUUGUUUAUGGUAUAUUUCAGCACUGUUGUGGCUGUUUGUGGCUCUUAUGCAUUUGGAACAUGUGUUGGAUAUUCAUCUCCCACACAAUUUUCUAUAAUGGAUGAACUUAGCCUCUCCUUUUCUCAGUACUCAAUUUUUGGAUCAAUAUUAACAACUGGUGCAAUGCUUGGUGCAAUCACUGGGGGACGAAUUGCAGAUUUUUUAGGCCGCAAAGGAGCGAUGAGGCUAUCAUCUGUAAUAUGUGGUGCUGGAUGGUUAGCAAUCUACCUUGCUAAGGAACCGAUGGUACUAUACUUGGGGAGAUUUUUAGCAGGCUAUAGCAUUGGUAUUAUUUCUUAUGUGGUUCCAAUGUUCGUUGGGGAAAUAUCGCCAAAUAAAUUGCGAGGAGCACUAUCCUCCACUAAUCAGUUAUCAAUCGUUAUUGGUUUGUCGACAGCCUACGUGAUGGGUGCGUUUGUGGGUUGGAGGAUACUAGCUUUACUUGGAGUUAUACCUUGUGGCCUAUUGUUUUUGGGUCUCUUCUUCAUUCCUGAAUCUCCAAGAUGGCUGGCUAUGAAUGGACAGCAAGAAGAGUUUGAAGCUGCUCUAAGAAAGCUAAGAGGAAAAGAUGCAGAUAUUUCAUAUGAAAGGUCGACAAUACAAGAGUAUUUGGACAUCCUUGAAACGCUUCCCAAAGCAACAUUUAUUAACUUAUUUGAUACAUCAAAUUAUCGCGCAGUUAUUAUUUCUGUCGGUUUGAUGGCUUUUCAGCAGUUUGUGGGAAUUAAUGGCAUUAUUUUCUAUUCAACCGAGAUUUUUAAAUCUGCAGGGUUUAAUCCCAGUCUUGGAACGAUUCUCUUUGGCAUUUUACAGGUUGGAGUAACUGCAGGAGGUGCACUUUUGAUAGAUAGAGCGGGUAGAAGACCCCUUCUAAUGAUGUCUGCCUCUGGCUUGCUUUUGGGAAGUCUACUAAUUGCAUUUUCAUUCCUUUGCAAGGCUCAUACUCUGGCACUAACUUUGGUCCCAAACCUUGCAUUUGUUGGUGUUUUGGUUUACAUAGCCUCCUUCUCAAUAGGCAUGGGGGCAGGUCCUUGGCUCAUUAUGAGUGAGGUGUUUCCUUUACAUAUAAAGGGAUUAGGUGGAGGUUUAGUUACACUCGUGAAUUGGUUUGGUUCUUGGGUUAUUUCUUACACUUUCAACUUUCUCAUGUUGUGGAGUGAACAUGGAACAUUUUUCCUAUAUGCAUUUGUUUGCUUACUUGCUAUCAUCUUCAUCUACCAAAUUGUCCCAGAAACAAAAGGAAGAAGCCUCGAGGAAAUUCAUGCUUCACUCAAUUCAUGACUCAUUGUUUCCGAAUGAAUUCUACGAUAUUAACUCUUACACCUUCAACUCAAUCGCAAAAUUUCUACAAAUUCUUCUUGUUUCUUAGCUUCCUCUAAUUUUAUUACAACUUAGUACCACGAAUCUCUA
Solanum pennellii is the source of this 1548-nucleotide messenger RNA. RefSeq names its product sugar transporter ERD6-like 8. Bases 49 to 1419 code for a protein of 456 amino acids. The record is from RefSeq and is a predicted model, not a curated record. The transcript has 18 exons. Gene Ontology annotation, biological process: carbohydrate transport; transmembrane transport. Gene Ontology annotation, cellular component: membrane. NCBI's taxonomy places the organism in Eukaryota, Viridiplantae, Streptophyta, Magnoliopsida, Solanales, Solanaceae. Gene Ontology annotation, molecular function: sugar transmembrane transporter activity.